AUGCAGGCCGACUCAUCUGAACGAGGAGGUGCUGGCUGUCUUGAUCUUACACAAGCACAGUAUCCACCUAAAGCCCUUCUUGUUGAAGUUCGUUGCCUUAUAGAUUAUGGUGAAUUCGAAACUGAAGACGGAACUGUCAUUGAUUUGAGCAAAGGAAGCCAACAUUCUAUGAUACGAAGUGAUGCUGAACCGCUUAUAAUGCAGGGAAUUUUGGAACAUAUCACUUCCUGA
This is a messenger RNA of Protopolystoma xenopodis, 231 nucleotides long. NCBI's taxonomy places the organism in Eukaryota, Metazoa, Platyhelminthes, Monogenea, Polystomatidea, Polystomatidae. The record is from the annotation of a GenBank genome assembly.